AUGGAUGUUAUGAUCCCAUCCGACAACGCAGACUACGACACGAUUUAUAAUUACUCAGAUUAUUACUCUGAAGAAUCUCUGGAUAAAUAUGGACUUUGUGAAAAGACACACAUCAAGAACUUUGGACGUAUCUUUCUACCUUUAUUCUAUUCCAUAGUUUGCAUUCUCAGCAUCCUUGCUAAUUUAAUGCUAAUGUACAUUUUCAUCAAAUAUAAAACAUUAAGAAAAACAUUCCCUCUACACAUGAUGGUUUCCGACAUUCUUUUUGCAUCAACUUUUCCCUUCUGGGCAAUGUAUGCCCACAGCGGGUGGAUCUUUGGUGACCAUGGUUGCAAGAUAAUUACACUGAUAUACAUGGUCAGCUUGUACAGCAGUAAUUUGUUCGUUGCCUGUAUGCACCUGCAUAGAUGCACUGGUGGAGUUUUCUUCCUCUGGAGCAUAAGGAACCUGAACUGCUCUUUAAAGACUGGCAUAAUGUGUGCUGUAGUGUGGUUUGUCUCAUUUUUAGCUUCAAUUCCAAAUAUCUGUUUUGCGGAGGCACACGAUAAAGAAAAGACAUGUAUGAAUAAUGUUGGCCACAGCAAAGCUUGGAAAACUUUUAUGAGAAGUGAGAUAAUUCUCUUAGGCUUUUGCAUACCUUUCAUAAUGAUGCUCCUCUGUACCCGAAACCUCUUUGCUUCGCUCAGGGAAAAAGAUCCGGAAACAGUUGAGGAAGAUCUUGUCUGGUCAGAGGGAGUUUUUACUCGACUCAUUUGA
Chanos chanos (milkfish) is the source of this 756-nucleotide messenger RNA. Its product is annotated as atypical chemokine receptor 2. The record is from RefSeq and is a predicted model, not a curated record. Gene Ontology annotation, cellular component: external side of plasma membrane; membrane. Gene Ontology annotation, molecular function: C-C chemokine receptor activity; C-C chemokine binding. Gene Ontology annotation, biological process: calcium-mediated signaling; G protein-coupled receptor signaling pathway; immune response. Bases 1 to 756 code for a protein of 251 amino acids. Lineage: Eukaryota; Metazoa; Chordata; Actinopteri; Gonorynchiformes; Chanidae. The transcript has 2 exons.